AUGGCCGGCCGAGGUGUGUGGGGAGGGGGCAGCCCCCGCCUGCGGUGCGGGGGGCCCCGGGCCCCACGCCGGAAAGGGAAAGAGGGUCUUGGCGCUCAUCUAGGGGUCUGUACCCCUGCUGAUGCCCUCUCUGUCACCCAGGUGGAGGACGGGGGCAAGGCUGCACUGUCCCACCAGCUGCAGCCAGGUGAUGAGCUGGUGAACAUCAGUGGGACGCCGCUGUACGGGUCCCGCCAGGAGGCCCUCAUCCUCAUCAAGGGCUCCUACCGCACCCUGAAGAUGAUCGUCCGCAGGAGGAGCGUGCCCGUCCUCCGGCCCCAUUCCUGGCACGUGGCCAAGCUCGCCGAAAGCCGCCCCGACGCCCCCACCAUGCACUGCCCCGCUGACGCCUUCAGCCUCUCCUGGCCCUCGGGGUGUGAUGUCAGCGAGCUGUCCCUGCAGUGGAACCCGCUGUCCCGGCACUGCAGCACCGACCGGAGCAGCUCCAUCGGGAGCAUGGAGAGCCUGGACCAGCCCGGCCAGGCCUACUAUGAAGGGGACCCCUCGCCCGUUGACCAGGUCAUGUACCACAGCAAGCGGGACUCGGCCUACAGCUCCUUCUCCGCCAGCUCCAUCGCCUCCGACUGUGCCCUCUCCCUCCGUCCCGAGGAGGCUGCCUCUGUUGACUCCAGCCUCCAAGGCCCCUGCAAGCCCACUGAUGGGCGCUACCUGACCACGGGGACCGAGCUGCCCACCAGCCGGCACCCUGAGGCCUGGCGGGCACCCAUGCCUCCCCAGCCCCCUGUCAGGAGGGACAGCCUGCGGGCAGCCCCAUCUGGAGGAGGGGACAGGCGCCGGGUGCCAGUGUCAGCAGACAUGCUGCAUGCCAAGGGCCGGUGGAUCUCCGACACCUUCCUCUGCCAACGGGACGGGGAGGCGGAGGCAGCAGGCAGCAGGACACUGGUGCCGCACCCCAUGAAGGACCGACUCUCUGCUGACCAGUAUUACAUGCUGAGCUCCCACUCGGAGCGGUGCCCAGCUGAGCCACCUGGGGGGGAGAGCGCGGAGCCUGGAAACCAGCUGUACCCUGAUGGUGGCGUGCAACGAGUGCCAGGUGCCGCGGCAGUGGGUGACAACCCACUGCUCUCUCCACUCAAGGGGCACACGCUGCACCGGCACAGUGCUCCUGAGCAGCUGCUGGCCUCCCAGCUCCGCUCUCUCCAGGUGGGCACCAGCAGUGGGCGAGCCUCGCCGGCCCCUGACGGGCACCGCUGGACCCUUUCCCCGCUGCACCCUGAGGGCAGCCGGACGGAGUCUGUGGGGGCUGUCCAGGACCCCCCUGUCUGCCCAGAACCGUGCCACCGCCUGCUACCCUGCCACUGCUGCCCUGAGCCACAGCGAGCCUGUGGGCAGGAUGGGCCAGGGUCCAGCCCAGCACGCAGCACCGAGGGGCCAGCAGAGGAGGAGAGCCGGGUGGGGGGCCGGCGGGCUGGGGGCCCUCCCCACCGCUCUGCUCAGAUGCGCCGCCGCAGCGACCGCUUUGCCACCAGUCUGCGCAAUGAGAUACAGCGGCGCAAGGCUCAGCUGCAGAAGAGCCGGGGUCCCGGUGCCCCGCCACCGGGCGAGGAGCCUGUGGAGGAGGCAGAUGAGCCACCUGAGGUUAGCGUGCCGGCAGAGAGACCCUGCACCCCAGCUGAGCGUCUCAGCCCUGCACCGAGCAAGGAUGGCAGGAACCCCAGCCACUUGGGGGACCGGGGUAUCCCCACGCCUGACCCACUGCCAGUCCCCAAAGGGCCCCCAUCCCCUGAGCGGGUGGUGCCGAUGGGCCGGGGGCGCUGGCGCUGGUCUCCGGAGCGGAAGCUGCAGCAGCAGCACUCGCCCAGCCCCAGCCAGCUGGAGGGCUACAGCCAGGGGCCAGCGGCCACCAGCUCCCCGCCGCAGGGAAGCGAUGAGGCUGUCCUCCUGCCCUUUGCCGAUCGUCGACGGUUCUUCGAGGAGAGCAGCAGGCUGGUGCCACCCCGGCAUGGCAAGCUCCCGGCAAGUGACCCUAGUGCCUUCCAGCCCCCUGAGCGCCGGGACACCCGCCGCCUCUCUAUUGACCAGCCCUAUGGAUCCCCUUCGGCUGGCCGCCCUGGCUCUGCCAGCCCCUACGCCGAGUGCUGCCGGGAGCAGCCUCCCUGCUACAAGCCUCUGGGCAGGCCAGGGGAGCUGGAGUACCUGCGGGGCUUCUCCUACCCCUGUGGGGGUUCCCUGCGCCCUGAGCCCUGCUACUACUGUGGGGGAGAACUGGGGCCCCCGCCGCUGCCCCGCAGCCACACAUGCCGCUGCCAUCCCCAGCCCUGGGUGCGCUGCCCUGACUGCUGCUGCCCAGCCCCCCGUCCUGGGCGGGAGGAGAGUGAUGCCUGGCCACCCCGGAGAGCUUUCGCCCCGGAAUUUCCUCUGGAUGAGUGGGAACCACCAGCAGUCACCAGGAAAGCCAGCCAGUCCAUCAGUGAGCUCUCCCACUACCAACUGGGCUUCUCGAGGCUUGGCCCCUUCCGCCCCUGCUUUGAGAGCUCAGAGACAGAGUGGCCACCCUGCUACCGGGCCACAUCCACACACGACCUCUCAUGGGAUGGUGACCGCCUGGCCCGCUCCCCUGAGAGUCCCUCAGAGCCCUUGCACCGCCCGCUGCGGGGCAGAGCCUUCUCUGAGAGCCACCUCAACCUGGAGCCUGCCAGCCCCCGGGGCCACGACCGCAGGGACCUUCUCCGUGCCAAGCUGGACCCUGCUGGUGUCCCAAAAAAAAAGGGCCCCCCACCUCCCCGCCCGCCUCCCCCCAACUGGGAGAAGUACAGGCAGCACCGGAUGUCCCAGCGCCUGCCAGAUGGAUCUGGGCAUGGUUCUGCCUUCACCGCCACCCCAGUGCCGACCCGCAGCAUCGCCGAGGCCGUGCGUGAGCGGUCACAGAGCCUCACCGGGGAGCAGGGGGGCCGGUCCCGGGGCCACACCGCUCGCCCUCCUGCCCCGCCGGGCGCCUGGCCCCGACCUGAGCCCCCCAGCUCGCUCCACAGGACGCCUGAGCCCGAUGCUGGCAGCGCCGAGAUUUGCAGGGCUGCAGGGGCUGGGGAGGAGCGGCCAAAGGCGAAGCACCUCUGGGAGAUGGAGGAGCAGCCCCAAAGGCUCAGCUGGAACCAGGAGCAGGGCUGGGCUGCCCCCCGUGGGGUGGGUGAGUGCUCCCUGCCCCUCCAUGGUGGUCCUGGCCCCACCACCCCUGAAGCACCCGAGCCCAGCCCUGGAGCAACAGAGGAUGUGAGCUGCCAAGGGGACCAGCCGCAGCCCCACCGCAUGGGCUCGGAGGAGCUGCUGUGGGAUUUGGCAGGCAGGGACCACUCCCUGGCCGGCAUCCUGGCCCCCUUGGCCCAUGUUGGCCCCACCACCGAGGUGAUGGGCGAGCUGCUGGUGGCAGGGGAGCGGCAGGCCUGGCGGGAACGUUUCCAGCAGGACUGGCCCCUGGAGGCCCUGGUGCAGGACAGGCAGGGCUUUGAGCCCAUCUCGCCGCCCCCUGGGAGUGCUGCCAGCUCCACUGCCUACCCGGCAUACUAUGGCGUGGCAGCCGGCAAAGCUGAGCCACUCGGCAAGGUGAAAGAGCUGCCGGAGGUGGUGGAGGGGAGCUCGGAGGAGGAGGAUGUCGACCGCGAGCUGGUGGAGAAGAAGCUGCAGCUGAUUGAGAGCCUGAGCCGCAAGCUGGCGGUGCUGCAGGAGGCGCAGCGGGGGCUGCAGGAGGACAUCAGCGCCAAUGGGGCACUGGGUGAGGAUGUGGCUGCCCGCCUGCAAGCCCUCUGCACCCCGGGGGAGUUUGACAAGUACCGCCUCUUUGUGGGUGACCUGGACAAGGUGGUCAACCUACUGCUCUCCCUCUCGGGGCGCCUGGCCCGUGUGGAGACUGCCCUCGACAGCCUGGGGCCACACGCUCCCACUGAGGACAAGGUGGCCCUGCGGGAAAAGCGGCGGCUGCUGGCAGCACAGCUGGAGGACGCCAAGGAGCUGAAGGAGCACGUGGGGCGGCGCGAGGAGGCAGUGGGCGCCAUGGUGGCGCGGUACCUGCCCGCCGAGCACCUCCAGGACUACCAGCACUUUGUCAAGAUGAAGUCAGCCCUCAUUGCCGAGCAGCGGGAGCUGGAGGAGAAGAUCAAGCUGGGCCAGGAGCAGCUCCGCUGCCUCCGCGAGAGCCUUGGCCAGGCCCCCAAGGGCUGCUAGCCCCCCUGCCCAGCCUCCCCCCAGGACCCUGGCCAUGGCCCCAGCUUGCUGCCAAAGUGAAUCCGUCCCCUCAGGGGCUCUCCCUGCAUCCGUCCGUCUGUCCAGACCCUGCCUUUUAUUUAUUUUUCCUGUUUACCAAGCAGGGGAGGGGGUGCCAGUCCAGGCACUGGCAGGGGGCGUCCUGCCAUAGACCUGCCCUGGGCUUGAUGGCCGCCUAGCACCCUGUGGCCCAGCAGAACCAGAUGGACGGAUCCUGCCACCCCCCAUCUUUCUGUGCUUGUGGGGGUCCCUUUGCAGCAGUGCCUGUCCCGCAGCCUGUGCUGCACCAUGUGCCUUAAAGAUCCCCUGGCUGCCCCGGGGCAUCCCCACACGGUGCCUGGAAGGGUUAAACUGUCCUCCUCCUCCGUCAUGUCUGUUUGUCCACCUCUGUCCAUCUGUCCGGUGGGAGCUGGAGGAAUUUUGGCCCCAGGCAUCCUCUUCCUCUCCAUUGUGUCCAAAACAAUGGCCCUGGCCAGCGGGACCUUAACCCCUUCACCACUGUCCCCAGCCACUGUGGGGGGCCAAGGUGGGUGUUGGUGGCUGCUGUGCAACCCUCUUCUAGGGUACACUGCAGUGGGUGCCCCCGGGAUGGUGCCCUGCCAGGGCACGGGGUGCUGGGAGCUGUAGCCACUGGUGCUGUGGGCACGGGGACCACCCGGCCUCAUCCAGCCCUUGCUUCCAGCCUCUGCCCUGGCACCAGGAAGGAUUAAUAGAGAAAAAAAGCAUGCUAAGGACGAAACAGGGCAUCUGUCCUGGUCCUCUGUAUCGUUGCAGCCCCAAAUAGCACUUUGGCCUCACCCUGGGUUGCUCUGCCACCGUGCCACUGUCUGUCCCCAUGGGAUGGGCAGGCACCUUGAUGCUGUUUUUGCACAGGGAUUUCACGCAACGAAGAGCAGCUUUGGGUGGGGUGGGGGAAGCAUUUUUGGGGAAGCAGGGUGGGCCCGAGCCUCAGGGUCCAGGGAGCCCCUUGGCACUGCAGCAGCCCCCCUGCUCCUCCUGUGGCUCCCCCAGCCCGUUGAACACUACACCCCACACCUGCCUAGCCCUGCCCUGGGAUGGUGCCUGGCAGGAGUGGGGUCCCCUGCAUGUCCCCUGUCUCAGCCACCCCUGUGCCUGCUCGGGUACACUGCUAGGACCAAAGACUGCACCCACUAGGAGCGGGGGGACAUGCUGCUCUUGGGGGGGACCGGCAGCCCUCCUCAGCACCAGGGGGGUGUACCAGUGCCCAUGCCUUGCCUUGUGCCCUUGUGCCUCUCUCACACUAAAGGAGCAGCAGCAGC
Calidris pugnax (ruff) is the source of this 5537-nucleotide messenger RNA. RefSeq names its product shroom family member 4 (gene SHROOM4). Gene Ontology annotation, molecular function: actin filament binding. The coding region runs from base 1 to 4218 and encodes 1405 amino acids. The transcript is spliced from 10 exons. Gene Ontology annotation, cellular component: apical plasma membrane; adherens junction; apical junction complex. NCBI's taxonomy places the organism in Eukaryota, Metazoa, Chordata, Aves, Charadriiformes, Scolopacidae. The record is from RefSeq and is a predicted model, not a curated record. Gene Ontology annotation, biological process: actin filament organization.